Molecule: messenger RNA, 1947 nt
Organism: Kluyveromyces lactis
Lineage: Eukaryota; Fungi; Ascomycota; Saccharomycetes; Saccharomycetales; Saccharomycetaceae
Product: SLM1 family PH domain-containing protein
Exons: 1
Coding region: 1-1947 (648 amino acids)
Source: RefSeq, a predicted model, not a curated record
AUGUCCAAACAAAACACUAUGACUAGCAGUAUAGCCGAUAUGCUUUCGCAAAACCAACACAGUUUGCAGCAAUUGCAGCAGCUGCAACAGCAACCAUCUAGAAGUUUGACUUCUGCUGAUUACAAGAAUUUCCAGCAAAGCGGAUUGAAUGGAACUAGCGCUAACAACAGAGUUUCGGUUGCUGGCCAGACAAUUCCUUAUCCGACCGAUAACAUAUCUAUCGAUGUGAACCAACCGCGAGGAUCCAUGUCAGCGGAUGUUGUUGGCGUUCAAGGGAAUGCAAAUGCAACUGGUCUUGAAGAAGGAAUUUCUUUCCCUCAAAUGAAUUCUUCCAAGAGACAGCAGCAGACGAAUUCGUUGACUAGCUCGCAUACGCAUGUUAGCAGAAACAGGGCUUCAUUGCAAAGACAUAGGUCCAACGGUCAGGAUCCCAGAUCUCCUUUGGUGGUAUUGAUGCCUACUAAUGCGAACCCUACAGAAGUUCUCUCUCAGAGAUUUGCAGCAUGGAGAGGUAUUAUCAGAUCACUUCUUGUAUAUCUACAAGAAACGGUUUCCAUCCAAGAUGAAGUUGUAAGACAACAUUUGAGAUUGCAGCAUGCAAUUAACUUCCCAUUUUUCACCAUUGAUAGCCAACAUCAACCUACCACUCCAGAGGACAAGAACAUUCAAAAAUUCUUUUUGCCUCUAGGGCACGGAUCUAUUCAGGAUCUACCCACCUUAUUUAAUCAGUACCAUACGCAAAUGGUCCAUGCAGCAUCAAAGGCCUCCAAGGAAUUGAGUCAAGAUGUGAUCCCCAGAUUAGAGGAUAUGAGACGUGAUCUAUUGGUGAAAAUUAAAGAAAUUCAAUCUUUAGAGUCAGAUUUCAAAAAUUCAUGUAACAAGGAACUUCAGGAAACCAAAAUUCGUUUAAAAGCUUUCCAGGAAUCGUUGGAAAAUUCUAAAUACGGAUCUGUGAAACAGGAUCCUUUCCUAGCGAAGAUCCUUUUGGAAAAACAAAUCAAGAAACAGUUGACCGAAGAGAAUUUCUUGCAUGAAGCUUUUAAUAAUUUACAAACUUCUGGUAGGGAGUUGGAAAAAGUUGUUAUGAUGGAAAUUCAAAACGCUUUGACCAGUUACGCUAAAGUUUUAGGCCAAGAAGCUCAGAUAGUGUUUGACGUUUUGAUUUCCAAAUUGGACACUGGUUUUUUCAAUAAAGAUCCUGUCUUUGAAUGGGAAAACUUUGUCGCUAAGGACCCAAAUUUCAUCGAUCCUAACUUACCAAUGAGACGUGUCAAAGACAUUGUUUACAAGAACCAAAAUGAUCCAUUCACGUACGAGAUUAAAUCUGGAAUUCUCGAAAGAAGAUCCAAAUUCUUGAAAUCAUAUUCUCGUGGGUUCUAUGUCUUAACUCCAAGUUUCUUGCAUGAGUUUAAAUCCGGUGAUAGGAAGAAAGACUUGAUUCCCGUAAUAUCGUUGUCUUUGAAUGACUGUACUGUUGCAGAACAUUCCAAGAAAGGAUCUUCAGACUUUAAGUUUAUAUUGCAUACAAAACAAAACGGGAUUAUCCACAGAGGUCAUAAUUGGGUUUUCAGAACAGAUUCUUACGAAUCUAUGAUGGACUGGUUCAACAAUAUUAAACAGCUAACUUCUACCUCCAAUCCUGUGGAAAAAGCUAGAUUUGUCACAGAAAAAUUGAACUUGGAUGGCUCACAUAAUAAAUCGGUAUUGACACACUCUACACCACAAGGCAACCAAGCAGCCAGAGCUAGUGUUGACAACAAUGACUCGAUUCUGGCAACCCCAAGGACAGAAAACGAGAUACACGCUUUUUCUGAAACUACAGGUAACACCACUUUGAACAACUCUAAUAUCGAGCCAAUGAACAAAGCAUCGCAGUUUUUAACCCCUAAAAAUCCUCGUAAAUCAGGCCAAUAUUCAUUAGAAAAUUCUGCCAAGAAUAACGUGUAG